AAUUAAAACACGCACGCACUCUCUCUCUCUCUCUCGUGAGUUUUCCUCGCUCUUUUCUCCGCUUUGGGAUCAUGCUCUGCGAAAAUGGGUGUGAGCAGAGCUUUGCUUCGGUAUCUGGUGUCAUUGUCUUUGAUCAUCCACGCAGCAGUGACCACAGCCAACUUCUUCAAGCCAUUCAACGUGAGCUACGAUCACAGGGCGCUCAUCAUUGAUGGCAAGCGCCGCAUGCUCAUCUCCGCCGGCUUCCACUACCCCCGCGCCACUCCUGAGAUGUGGCCUGAUCUGAUUGCAAAGAGCAAGAAAGGAGGAGCAGAUGUGAUCCAAACUUAUGUCUUUUGGAAUGGGCAUGAGCCAGUGAGAGGACAGUAUUACUUUGAGGGGAGAUAUGAUAUCAUCAAGUUCGUGAAGCUUGUGGGAGCCAGUGGACUCUAUCUCCAUCUUCGUAUAGGACCUUAUGUUUGCGCUGAAUGGAAUUUUGGGGGCUUUCCAGUGUGGCUGCGCGAUGUCCCUGGAAUCGAAUUUCGAACAGAUAAUGUACCUUUCAAGGAGGAGAUGGAACGGUUUGUUAAAAAGAUUGUGAAGCUAAUGCAAGAGGAAAUGCUAUUUUCUUGGCAAGGUGGUCCAAUCAUUAUGUUGCAGAUUGAGAACGAAUAUGGAGACAUAGAAAGUGCAUAUCACCAGAGAGGGAAGGAAUAUGUUAAAUGGGCUGCUCAGAUGGCUUUAGGUCUUGGUGCUGGGGUUCCAUGGGUCAUGUGCAAGCAAUCAGAUGCUCCAGAUAAUAUUAUAAAUGCCUGCAAUGGAUACUAUUGUGAUGGUUUCAAGCCAAAUUCCCCUAACAAGCCAGUAUUUUGGACAGAGGACUGGGAUGGAUGGUAUACAAAAUGGGGUGGAAGAUUACCUCAUAGACCUGCUGAAGACCUUGCAUUUGCAGUUGCACGCUUUUUCCAACGUGGAGGAAGCUUUCAAAACUAUUAUAUGUAUUUUGGUGGAACAAACUUCAACCGCACUUCUGGUGGCCCAUUCUAUGUUACUAGCUAUGAUUAUGAUGCUCCAAUUGAUGAAUAUGGUCUACUAAGUGAGCCUAAAUGGGGGCAUCUGAAGGACCUGCACGCUGCUAUAAAGCUUUGCGAACCUGCUCUAGUUGCUGCUGAUUCACCUCAGUACAUAAAAUUGGGACCAAAGCAGGAGGCACAUGUGUACCAUGUAGAUACUAACACUGAAGGACUGAACUUAACUCAGUAUGGAAGCCAGAGCAGGUGCUCUGCAUUUCUUGCAAACAUUGAUGAACGAAAAGCAGCUGUUGUAAGAUUUCUUGGUCAAACGUAUCAUUUACCACCAUGGUCAGUCAGUAUUCUACCAGACUGCAGAAACACGGUGUUCAAUACUGCCAAGGUGGGGGCACAAACUUCAAUCAAAACGGUAGAGUUUGAGUUGCCUCUUUUCUCAAAUAUUUCUGCAUGCCAACAAUUCACAGUUCAUGAUGAAGUUUCCUAUUUCUCAAAAUCCUGGAUGACUGUAAAAGAGCCAAUUGGUAUUUGGAGCAAGAAAAUCUUUUCUGUCCAAGGCAUAUUGGAGCAUUUAAAUGUGACAAAGGACCAUUCUGAUUAUCUAUGGUAUAUAACCAGAAUCUAUGUUUCUGAUGACGACAUCACAUUCUGGGAGGAAAAGCAAGUGAGACCAACACUUACAAUUGAUAGCAUGCGAGAUGUGUUGCGUGUAUUUAUUAAUGGCCAGCUUACAGGCAGUGUGAUUGGUCGCUGGGUCAAGGUGGUUCAGCCUGUUCGGUUUGUCCAAGGAUACAAUGAUUUGGUGUUAUUAUCUGAGACGGUGGGUUUACAGAACUAUGGCGCCUUCUUGGAGAAAGAUGGGGCAGGAUUUAGAGGGCAAAUCAAGCUUACUGGAUUUAAGAAUGGAGAUAUUGACCUCUCAACGUUGUCAUGGACCUACCAGGUUGGGCUUAAGGGAGAGUUCUCUAGUAUAUACACGGUGGAAGAAAAUGAAAAGGCAGGAUGGAGUGAUUUGACGGUUGAUGCUAUCCCAGCCACAUUUACCUGGUACAAGACUCACUUCAAUACCCCUGAUGGCACGGAUCCAGUUGCUCUUGAUUUGGGAAGCAUGGGAAAGGGGCAAGCAUGGGUCAACGGUCACCACAUAGGAAGAUACUGGACUCUGGUUGCUCCAAAAGAUGGAUGCCAGAGAACAUGUGAUUAUCGUGGGCCAUACAACUCGGACAAGUGCACAACAAACUGUGGGAAGCCCACUCAAACCCGGUACCAUGUACCACGGUCAUGGCUAAAGGCAUCAGAUAAUUUACUUGUCAUCUUUGAAGAAACUGGUGGGAAUCCAUUUGAUAUUUCAAUUGAGUUACAUUCUGUCCGAAUCAUCUGCGGUCAAGUGUCAGAGUCCCACUAUCCACCUCUCUGGAAGUGGUCCCAGCCAGAUUUUUCUGAUGGAAGUAUAUCCAUUAACAACACAACACCAGAACUUCACUUGCGGUGUGAUGAUGAGCAUGUAAUUGCCUCCAUAGAAUUUGCUGGCUAUGGAACUCCUCAAGGUAGCUGCCAAAAGUUUUCUAAAGGCAACUGCCAUGCUCCCAGUUCAUUGUCUGUAGUCUCUGAGGCUUGCCUGGGAAGAAAGAGCUGUUUUGUUGGAAUUUCAAACUCUAUAUUUAGUGGUGACCCAUGCCAUGGUGUUGUCAAGACUUUGGCUGUUGAGGCAAGAUGUGCGUCAUCAUCAAAUACUCUUGGUGCCUCUAAGCUUUGAAGUAAGAAGCAGGAGCAACAUUUUGCAACCUCAGAACCAUUGAUACAGCGCAACGAACUAGUAUCUAUCUCAUUAGAGAAACUGCCAAAAUCUUGGGAAGUCUAAUGAUUUUGAUAUGAUUGUUGUGCUGGAAUCUGUUCAGCUUUAUCCUCUAGAUUUGGGGCUUUGCAUAUAACUUGAGAUUAAGUCUAAUACUCAUUGUACAUAAAAUAAGAAGCCUAAAGCAACAAACCAUUAAUCACAACCAAAUGGAUCUUGCUCUGCAUGGAUUCUUCAACGUGUAUAUAUCUGCCUCUCUGGAGUGGAAAGUAUGUAAAAAUAUAAAUUACUAAUCAUAUUUUGAGUGUCUGUGAGUGUGUAUUUGUGUGUAUAAUUCAGAGGACCAAGGUAUAAAAUAAUUACAACCUUGUUCUUAUUGAUGGAACGAGUUGUAGAAGAGACAAUAUAAUUAUCUCCCAUUCCAUGUCA
Messenger RNA from Carya illinoinensis, 3231 nucleotides. Its product is annotated as beta-galactosidase 9. Gene Ontology annotation, cellular component: vacuole; cell wall. The record is from RefSeq and is a predicted model, not a curated record. The coding region runs from base 85 to 2763 and encodes 892 amino acids. Gene Ontology annotation, molecular function: carbohydrate binding; beta-galactosidase activity. NCBI's taxonomy places the organism in Eukaryota, Viridiplantae, Streptophyta, Magnoliopsida, Fagales, Juglandaceae. Gene Ontology annotation, biological process: carbohydrate metabolic process. The transcript is spliced from 19 exons.